This is a messenger RNA of Seriola aureovittata, 879 nucleotides long. Its product is annotated as lens fiber membrane intrinsic protein-like. The record is from RefSeq and is a predicted model, not a curated record. Gene Ontology annotation, molecular function: structural constituent of eye lens. Bases 1 to 576 code for a protein of 191 amino acids. NCBI's taxonomy places the organism in Eukaryota, Metazoa, Chordata, Actinopteri, Carangiformes, Carangidae. The transcript is spliced from 5 exons. Gene Ontology annotation, cellular component: plasma membrane.
AUGUUUCCACUAAAGAAGAGUUGCUCUGCGGCGGCCCCAUUAUCUCAGCUCAAGAUGUACAGCUUCAUGGGAGGGGGCCUGUUCUGUGCUAUCGUGGGUAAUAUCCUAUUGGUGGUCUCCACUGCAACUGACUACUGGAUGCAGUACCGUCUCUCUGGAAACUAUGCCCACCAGGGUCUGUGGAGGUACUGCAUGUCCAACAAGUGUUACAUGCAGACUGACAGCAUAGCUUACUGGAAUGCCACCAGAGCUUUCAUGAUCCUCUCAGGGAUGUCGUGCUUUGCAGGCAUCAUCGCUGGCAUCAUGUCCUUUGCACACUUCUCCUCCUUUGAAAGGUUCAACCGCUCCUUUGCUGCAGGAAUCAUGUUUUUUGUCUCCACUUUCUUUGUUCUGCUGGGUAUGGCCAUCUAUACUGGAGUGACGAUCAACUUCCUGGGAAGGCGCUUCGGUGACUGGCGCUUCUCCUGGUCCUACAUACUGGGCUGGGUGGCCAUGCUUAUGACCUUCUUUGCAGGUAUUUUCUACAUAUGUGCCUACAGAAUGUGUGAAUGCAGGAGAGGAACUGGCCCACGCUAGAGGGAGACAAACAGUGUGUUUUUUUUUUUGUGUUUUUUUUAAAAAGGGGACUAUGGCACUUUGAAUAGAAGAAAAGCAUUAGGUUAUACACUAAAGCAGUUUUGACUGAUCUGCUGAAGAGAUGAUGGCUGAUGCUGCGCCUGGAGGCCUUUGACGUUCUGCUUAACAUGGUUUUUCUAAAAGUCACUUUCUCGCAAUGUGGAUUUUUUAGGAAUAUCCAUGAUGAUAGUACAGAGGAAAAGGAAACUUAAUUAAACUAAUCAUGUGCCUAAUUAUUGUAAUGUGAUAUUGGUAUUAUUUAAC